This is a messenger RNA of Phycomyces blakesleeanus NRRL 1555(-), 1246 nucleotides long. RefSeq names its product glycoside hydrolase family 45 protein. Gene Ontology annotation, cellular component: extracellular region. Bases 37 to 1110 code for a protein of 357 amino acids. The record is from RefSeq and is a predicted model, not a curated record. The transcript has 3 exons. Gene Ontology annotation, molecular function: cellulase activity; cellulose binding. Gene Ontology annotation, biological process: carbohydrate metabolic process. Lineage: Eukaryota; Fungi; Mucoromycota; Mucoromycetes; Mucorales; Phycomycetaceae.
ACUUCCUAUCCUUCAAAACAGAACAAUCAUCCAAUCAUGAAGUUCUCCAUCAUCGCCUCCGCCCUCCUCCUCGCUGCUAGCUCAACUUAUGCCGCUGAAUGCAGCCAAGGCUACUAUCAGUGUGGCGGCAAGUUGUGGACUGGUCCCACUUGUUGCACUGCCGGAUUCACUUGCGUAGCUGCUGAGAACAACGAGUGGUACUCCCAGUGUGUUCCUAAUGCUCAAGUAAACAACAACACUACCACCAAGGCUGCUACCACCACCAAGGCUACCACCACCACCACUAAGGCUGCCGCCACCACCACCUCCAAGGCCCCCACCACUACUACCACUACCACCUCCAAGGCCCCCGUCACCACCACUACCACCAAGGCCCCCGUCACCACCACUACCACCACCACCAAGGCCCCCACUACCACCACCACCACCACCAAGGCCGCCGCCACUACCCCCGCUGCCAGCACCGGUUACAGCCCCAUCUCCGGUGGCUUCUCUGGAAACGGUCACACUACCCGCUACUGGGAUUGCUGCAAGCCCUCCUGCGCCUGGGAUGGAAAGGCCUCCGUCACUAAGCCCGUUCUCACCUGUGCCAAGGACGGUGUGAGCCGUCUCGGUGCCGAUGUUCAGAGUGGUUGCGUUGGUGGCCAGGCUUACAUGUGCAAUGACAACCAGCCCUGGGUUAUCAACGACAACCUUUCCUACGGUUUCGCUGCUGCCAGUCUUGGCAGCGCCGGUGCCUCCGCUUUCUGCUGCGGCUGUUACGAGCUCACCUUCACCAACACUGCUGUUUCCGGCAAGAAGUUUGUCGUCCAGGUUACCAACACCGGUGACGAUCUUACCACCAACCACUUCGAUUUGCAGAUGCCCGGCGGUGGUGUCGGUUACUUCAACGGUUGCCAGUCCCAGUGGAACACCAACACCGACGGCUGGGGUGCUCGCUAUGGCGGUAUCAGCUCUCUUUCUGAGUGCGACAAUCUCCCUACCCAGUUGCAGGCCGGUUGCAAGUGGAGAUUCGGCUGGUUCAAGAACGCCGACAACCCAGAUGUCACCUUCAAGGCUGUCACUUGCCCUGCUGAGAUCAUUGCCAAGACUGGCUGCCAGCGCAACUAAAGAUGACCGACUUUCUUCUUUUUUUUUGCAUAUAGAUAGGCUGAGCCUAUUACCCUACCACUGUUUGUCUUUAGCAUAUAGUCUAUCAUUUAUCAUGGAUUAGCUUAUACCAAAAUAAAAAGAUACUUUCAGUUGU